Messenger RNA from Symbiodinium natans, 1113 nucleotides. The record is from the annotation of a GenBank genome assembly. NCBI's taxonomy places the organism in Eukaryota, Dinophyceae, Suessiales, Symbiodiniaceae.
AUGGAGGCGCUGCUGCUGGCUCCGUUCGACCAGGUCGAAAUCGAGCUCCGGCGUGCCUGCAACGAGCUUGUCUCAGGGGAAACGGCUGUGCCAGAAGGCAUCUGCCAGGAGGCGAAGCGGAUUUGGAGCGCCCUACGCUGGAUGCAGGCCGAGGGUGCCGAGGGAGAGGCGACGAAGGAGGUUCAGGAGCUGGCACAGGCCUGGUCUCUCCUGCUGUCUAAGGUGCAGGCCGUAGCUCUCGACAGGGCAGGAGUCCCUCAUCCAGGAAUCAUGAUCCCCAUCACCGAUGGUCAGCGGAGCUUCUGGCACCACUUCGCGGCAGCGGUGGAGUUCUUGCCAGAGCAGGAUCUCGAGGAAGACGUUCUCCUGGCGAUCUCGGAGGAGUGGACCUCAACAGCUACAAUCGGCGAAGCCCUUCGUGCAUUGGUAGACUUGCAAUGCUUGCAGACCCCGACGCCUCCGAAGGCCCUUACUGUUUGCGUCCUUGGCCCUUCACCAAGCUUGGAGUAUCAGAAGGGUCUGGAAGACCUACACCACAAGCUCCUUGCAUGCUUGUUUGGCCUCGAGGCCCUCGAACACCCGUCACCCUCCCAGCCAUCUUUGCGCCUGGUGUUUUGCGGUCCUGAUGUGCCUGAUACCAUACAUGCCACAGACUGGAAGUGCGGACAACUGCAUGUCGAACAUUUUCAGAGAUGCUGGCAUGACUUGAGAAAGAGCGGCUUAGAGACCGUGGAUCUCGUCAUCGCGUUGAAUGCAGGAACUUCCGUUGCCCAAUACCGAGACCUCUGGUUGCCGACUCUCACAGCGCUUGCAAAGCUGGAGCACUGCCUGCUCUGGCUUACAGGCUACACUGUACCUGAGGCUGAAGAGACAUGGAAGGAUGUGAAGAAGAGCUGCCCGCGCGCCGUUGCGCUGCAUUGUGGCCCCGCACGAAGCUCUACACUGAUGGGCAUGGACCGGAUCGAGCUCGGAGUCACUCCCUGCUCAUACCCAGGCAAGGCAAACUAUGCGGUUUGUGCUGCUUGGCUUCCAGGCAAAGGCGACAGCUCGAGACUGGAAAUGGAUCGUGGGUGUUGGGCUUCUGAAACAGUGGCAUCCUGGCCAAUUCUGUGA